CUGAGCAGCGGACGAGAAACUGGCUUUGAGAUACAUGCAAUCAUUUUGGACUUUUCUGAAUUUAUAAUAACAUUAAGUGUCGUUAUGAUUUUAUACAAUAUAAGGACAAAAAGAUGGGACGCACGAAUUAGUACAGAGUUGUUUUUCCGGAGAUGAGGACAGAAUAAAACAAUAUUUAUUAUCUAUUGCAAUAACUGAUGUCAGUUUCAGAAAAUGCUUCUAAAGCUGUCAAAAUUAUGAUAAAACUGUAAACAUUGAAUUUUGUAAAUAAAAUUAGAAUUUCGCCAUGGGUCGAACCCCUUCUCCUGGUAGAAGUAAUUACUACAAAAGACGACGGUCACGUUCUCGCGAUCGAGACCGGCAUAAAGUUAGGAAGACGAGUCCAAAUGCGUCUACUUCAAAACAUGUCGAGGAAGAAUUUAGUUUCACGAAUUAUAAAAGAGAGUUGAACAAAAUAAUUUUAUACAGUAGCGAGAGCAACACGGUUGCUAAUAGCUUAGAUGAUUUUUGGGUGUUUUUAAAGAAAUAUGAAGCUACUCUAAAGAAAGCUGGCAAACCUAUAGUUGACUAUGGACCUGAAGAAAAUAGCGAAGAAUCUUCAGAAAAGUUUUCAAAGUUUCAUUGCAUUAAUUUCACUUCAUCCAUGAAGUAUGUGGAUACAGUUUAUGAUGAAAGGGAGCGACGAAAGUUGGACAAAAAUCUGUUUCAAGCCUUCUUGAAUAUUGUUUCCAUCUACAUUGAUUUUAAAAAUAAGGAGAAGUUUACUAAACUUAGGAAGUUAAGACAAGCUCAGAGAGACUUACCUGUAGCUAAAUAUAGAGAUGAAAUUGUGUCUGCAGUGCAGAAUGAAAGGGUGGUGGUGGUUGCUGGGGACACGGGAUGUGGUAAGUCCACACAAGUCCCACAGUAUCUACACGAAGCUGGGUUCCAAAAUAUUGCAUGUACACAACCUAGAAGAAUAGCCUGUGUGUCCUUAUCUAAGAGAGUGGCAUAUGAAAUGCUGACACAAUUUGAAAGUAAAGUUGGCUACCAGAUCAGGUUUGAAAAGAGCAAGACAGCGGACACCAAGAUAUGUUUCAUCACUGAAGGGCUUUUGCUGAGACAGAUGUCAUCAGAAAAUCUACCGAACUAUGACGUCAUAAUCCUAGAUGAGGUCCAUGAGAGACAUUUGAUGGGAGAUUUCUUGUUAGGCGUGUUGAAGUGCCUGAUACACAGUCGUAAUGACAUCAAAUUAGUUUUAAUGUCAGCUACCAUUAAUAUUAAACUCUUUCAAGAUUAUUUUUCGGCGGAGUCUGCUGCUGUUAUACAGGUACCAGGACGUCUCUUUCCCAUAGAAUUAAAUUACAAGCCGGUGUUAAUUGACGACAAACCGAAACGAGAUGACAGGCUCGACCCUCAGCCUUAUGUACAGAUUAUGCAGCUGAUUGACAGUAAAUACUCAAGUGAUGAAAGAGGCGAUCUUCUAGUAUUCAUGUCUGGUGUCCAAGAGAUCACGGCUAUAUGUGACGCGGCUCAACAGUACGCAGACAAAACUAAAAACUGGAUUGUUUUGCCCUUGCACAGUGGCCUUUCACUUGCUGAACAGGAUAAGGUGUUCGACUAUCCCCCUGAACGAGUACGAAAAUGUAUCGUUUCUACAAAUAUAGCUGAGACGUCUGUCACUAUUGAUGGUAUACGAUUUGUGGUUGAUUCUGGGAAGGUCAAAGAAAUGAGUUAUGAUUCAACAACAAAAAUGCAACGAUUGAAAGAGUUCUGGAUCUCGCAGGCGAGUGCUGAUCAAAGAAAAGGUCGUGCGGGUCGAACAGGCCCCGGCGUCUGCUACCGCAUCUACUCUGAACAACAGUACAACGAUAUGGAACCGUUUAGUACUCCGGAAGUGUCCCGAGUACCGCUCGCAUCAUUACUGCUACUCAUGAGCUCGUUAGGAGUCAACGAUGUUAGGAGGUUCCCGUUUCUAGACGCACCCCCUGAGGAGGCAGUCGAAAAUGCUUUGUUGGAGCUGAAGCAACAUGGAGCCCUGACCUCGAACGAGAAGCUGACCGCCCUCGGGCGCAUGCUGUCGCAGCUGCCAGUGGAGGUGUGCCUGGCCAAGGCGCUGGUGCUGGGCGCGGGCAGCCUGCCGCCGCGCAAGCGGGACUCCGCGCUGGCGCUGGCCGCCGCGCUAGGGGUCAGGGCCAUAUAUACUACGAGGGCACAUCGGGAUUUUGAGUGUGAGAAUGCCCGAAAACCCGACGAAUCUGACCACGGUGACCCUUUAACCCUUCUCUCGCUAUACUGCGCGUGGCUUCGAGAGAAACGCGACACCCGCGGCGGCCGCGCCUGGUCUAGAAGACGCGGUAUCGAAGAACAACGACUGUACGAGCUCACCAAACUUGCUGCACAAUUACGGAGCUUAUUGCAGGACAACAACUUAAUGGAGACUCAAGAACCCGAGUCAAUGUCGUCAGCUGAGCGAGCUUUACGUCACGGUCAAAUGAAGCAAUUGAAAGAUAUGAGAAGACAAUACAAACAAAACGCAGCUAAAGAUGCGAAAAACAAGAAGCGACUCAAAGUAGACUCUUGGGAGAUAGUCGAUGAGAAAUCCAAUGAAGACGACGAAGUACUAGAUAUAAGAGAUAUUGAAUUCCGUAUGACUAACGACGCUCAGCGUAUACAAGCAUUGAUAGCGGGCUCUAGCGCUUCCAGUGGAAGAGAUCUUAUUAUGUUGAAGGUUGUUUUGUGCAGAGCUUUGUACCCGCAAGUGGCUGUUGCUGACGAAUUUAAUCAUCACAAAUCUGCAGCCGAACAACUAUACCACACUUGGAGCAAGCCAUUCGUGUUCCUCCACCCGACGUCGUACUUCGGCAAAAAUCCUCGCGUCCUGCAGCUCACCGAGGCAGACAUACAGACAGACAAGCCGCCGGGGUACGACAGCAAGUUGCCAUUGUCGAGCAAACAUCAAAUAUUGUGCUAUCUAUCACUUCUGGAAACUACGAAGCCGUACAUAGUGAACUCUAUGCGUAUGCCUGCCGCACAAACUUUGUUGCUGUUAGCGCACUCUAUCGAUACUAACAUAGGAUUUACAAGGAUAAUCUGUGAUGCGUGGCUACUAUUGGAGUUUCCUUAUGCUGAAACUGGCUUGAAUUUACUGUUAAAAGCGGUCAAAUUACGACAGCGAUGGGAUGCGCUCAUCAAUCGAAGACUUUUAGACGCAACCCCAACAAAAACAGUCGAAGCUGAACUCGAAAAGCAAAAUCUACCAAAAAUCUCCUACGAAGAAGUCCAACAUGAGUUGUCAUGCGACAUAAGCUCUUAUUUGACCAGCGACGUCUGUUACACUAUCAAGAGACUACUGCCCGGUGACCUGAAGACUAUAUACCAAGGGAAUGACGAGGCCCAUCCAGCGAUUGAACCAAACCCCUUUGAUGAAAACUUUGAAUGUAAACCACAUGAGAAGAAAGGAGGUGUCUUUGUUACUGAUAAUGUUGUUUAUAAUUGCGUCGUCGACACAAACUGGAGUUACAAUAGCUACGAAGAAUCCUACAGUUUACCCUGGACGUGCACAAACUGCGAACUUACCGUCUGCCUAUCACCCAUCGAGAGACUCCAACACAAACACUUCAUAUGCUCAGCUAAAGAAGAAAAGAAAAUAUUAACACCUAAAACUACAAGGGAAAUUAAACCUAACGCCAAAGAGUAUACGUGCGAAAAUUGUAAACAGACUUUGUAUAUGACGCCCGUAGAGAUAUUGAAGCAUAAGAAAAGUUGUCUUAAAUCAUAGUCUUUAAGUGUCAUAAUUGAAUGAACUAAGGCCUUUGCUGUACAGAAUACGUUAUGUAUAAGUACCUACAUUCUUCAAAAUGUAGAUAUACAUAUGUGAUCCGACUCAAGAAAGUUAUUGUUGCAAGUGCGAACGUUAUGUAUAAGUAUUACAAGAAUAUAAGAAGAAUACUUUGUUCAAUUGAAUUGAAGAAAUAAAUGAAUUAUAUUUGAUUUA
Molecule: messenger RNA, 3976 nt
Organism: Trichoplusia ni (cabbage looper)
Lineage: Eukaryota; Metazoa; Arthropoda; Insecta; Lepidoptera; Noctuidae
Product: probable ATP-dependent RNA helicase DHX34
Exons: 19
Coding region: 287-3760 (1157 amino acids)
Biological process (GO): nuclear-transcribed mRNA catabolic process, nonsense-mediated decay
Cellular component (GO): intracellular anatomical structure
Molecular function (GO): RNA binding; ATP binding
Source: RefSeq, a predicted model, not a curated record